This is a messenger RNA of Rubroshorea leprosula, 4981 nucleotides long. Lineage: Eukaryota; Viridiplantae; Streptophyta; Magnoliopsida; Malvales; Dipterocarpaceae. The record is from the annotation of a GenBank genome assembly.
CGAUUGUCUAUCAAGAAAAGUUUUUUUGAUCCUCUUUUUGCUUUUCCUGGGCAUAAAGCAGCCAUAGCCAUGCCUAGGAGAGUUGGAAAAGAAGUUGCACAACAAGUGGAAGUGGCUCCCGUGAGUCCAAGACAUUCUGAAGGUGAAAAUAGUCCGGAGCAUCUUCCACCUAUUUCUCCCUUGGCAAAUCGAUCAUAUGGCAAUCCCAUAUAUCACAAUGAUGAUGAGGAGAAAGUUGAUUCUGCUGAGUCAAGCAGUAAAAUAUCUCAAGAACUUCAGCAGAUAAGGAAGCUACAAGAAGAAGCCAAUCAGAACAUGGAGCGUAGUCUACAAAGCUUUCUACAAGCCCAACGAAAACAUUCAUAUCAUUUCACUCAAUGUUUGAAUGUUAUUGAAAGGGCCAUUCAUGACAAUUCUCGAGCUAUUCGAGAAGAUGUAGCAGAAAGUCGCAGAACCUUCACUGCAGCUUCUGAGAGAACCAUGGAACAUGUUCGACAGCAACAAAAUGUUCCAAGGCAACCCGUACCUCCAGCAAUGGAAUUACCACAGCAAAAUCUUCUAGAUCCUUUGCCCGAGGGGCAUGGGGGGCAUAUUAAUCAGCCACAUGUGGUGCAGCAAAUGCCCAAUGCUCAAAAUAAUGCUCUUGGUGCUGGCCAGGUGCAGUUCAAUAGGCAGCAGCAAAACAAUCCUGCUGGUAGCAUCCUUGGAUCACAAGAUCCUGUGGAAGCAGCAUUCCGUGCAGCUGAGCAGUUCAACGCCAAUCAACAAAGAUAUGUACCCCCUGCACGGCGUCCAAAUGUUGUCCCACAGCCCAAUUUGCAGAAUAAUGCGGCUGCAAAGUGUCUCCCGUAUGAAUCUGGGAGACAAUACACAUUUGAUGUGACUAAAGCAAAUGAAAUCUUUGAUUAUCUGAAAAAGUCAAGACAUAUUAAGCUGCCGCAAGGGCAUAGGAUCUCAACGGUUGCUGAAAUUGCAUCCAAAGAUUACUACAAGAUUGACAAAGGGCUGCUUCGUUUCCCUGAAAAACCCAAGAAAGCCAUGGGGGUUGAUGAGAAUCCUUUUCUGAACGUUGAAGUUGGAGUUAAUGUUGCUGACAUAAGGAGCAUCUCCCGAAGGACGUAUAGAGGGCGAACUUUGGCUGCAGAUGACCUUCGAUGGGUGAUUGAGAAGGAAAGGGAGCGUCAUGCCCAACAGAAUCAGAGGCUCGGGAGGCAACACCAUGCUGCCAGAAUCUAUGCAUCCAGAUCCAGGAUGAAGGAGGCUCGACAUACAGAUCACUCUCGUAUGGUUAAGCCUCCACAGCGACCUCCAAGUAAAAGAUGGGAGAAGGUCGUGCAUCCCAAGUUUCCAAAAGAACCUGGAAAGAUGGUGUGGAAGAGAAAAGAGAAUCAAAAGGUUACUGUCCAGAAUGAAUCUCAGCCAAAGGUGCCAUCUCCUAAGCUCACCUCAUUGAUCGUUAAUGAAAAUGAGUUGAAGGCAACCUUUGAAGCAGAUCAGCAAGCAGAGUUGACUAGCGAUAAUAAUCUUCUUGAGGACAUGGAUGUUCUGCAGAUCGGCAGCAUCUCUAUUAACCUUUCUUGUUUGGUUCUCACGCUUCCUUUGGUUUUUCAAGCCAAGGGCAGCGAGACUACCCAUGUUUCCAAUGGUAGCAUGCUUGUUGAGGAAGAAGUGAUAGAGGUUCCAGCCCAAGAAGAGGAAGAGGAGCACGAUAUCCUUUCAGAACAAAUUAUCUUUAACAAACCAGAUGAAAAUGUGGCUCGUCAUAUAAAGCCACUCUACAUUUCAGCUCACAUGGAUGGAGUUCCAGUGAAUCGAGUCCUUGUCGACAAUGGAGCAGCAGUCAAUGUCAUACCUUCUUUUAUGCUGAGGAAUUUGGGUAAAAAUUCUGAGGGCUUGGUUUAUACUGACGUAACCAUCAAUGAUUUCACAGGUGGUGUUAGCAAAUCAAAAGGAGUGCUACCGGUUGCACUUACUAUCGGCAACAAGACGUCAAUGAGUGCUUUCUUUGUUGUAGACUCUUCUGCAACUUAUAAUGCAUUACUGGGACGUGAUUGGAUUCAUUCGAGUUGGUGUGUUCCAUCUUCUCUCCAUCAAAGACUCAUUUUUUGGAAUGGAGGCAAAACUGAGGUGGUCUAUGCUGACAACAGACCAUUCUUAGCCAAUUCCAAUAUGGUGGAAGCACGGUACUAUGAUGAAGACGUAGGAACCAUCCGUUUCUUCGGCAUGGAUAGACAAGGAAGACCUUGUGGAAUCACUACUUGCAACAAGCCUACCUUGGCUAAGUAUGUGGUUGACGAGGUGGUACAUGAAGGUGAAGAGGAUACCCAUACCAACGGAAUCACAAUGGAGGAGUUAGAUUUGGCCCCUGCAAAGCUGGAUGACCUCAGGGCUGAUGUACAAGAUCCAUUGAAGGAAGUUAAUCUGGGAACGGAGGCAGAGCCAUGCAUUACUUUUGUCAGUGGCUUGCUGCCGCCAGAGAUGCGAGAUCAAAUAAUUUGUUUACUACAUGAAUUCAAAGACUGCUUUGCCUGGGAUUAUUCUGAGAUGCCAGAUUUUAAAUGGGAGAGGCAGCACCAAGCCGCUUUUGAUGCCAUCAAGGAAUACUUGUCUAAGCUACCUGUGUUGGUUCCUCCGGUUAAGAAUAAACCCUUAUUGCUGUAUAUAUCCGCCGCAGAUGAGUCAAUUGGCUGUCUGCUGGCGCAAGAGAAUAAUAAUAAACAAGAGCAAGCUGUUUAUUAUUUGAGUAGAGCUUUGAAUUCGACCAAAGUGAAAUAUUCUUCGGUUGAGAAAUUGUGUUUGGCUUUGUUCUUUGCAGCAAUAAAAUUGAGGCACUAUUUAUUGUAUUUGGGGGUGUUUGUUGUUUCAAAAACUGAUGUCAUAAAAUACAUGUUGUCGCGGCCACUCUUAAGAGGCCGCAUUGGUAAGUGGAUUCUUGCACUUACUGAAUUUAAUCUGAGAUAUUUUCCUCAAAAAGCCGUCAAAGGACAGGCUUUAGCAGACUUUUUAGCAGAUCAUCCUUGUUUAGAUGUUAACGCUGAUGAAGACAAGGGAAUCAAUCUCUUUUCAAUUGACUUGGUUCCUUGGAGGCUUAUUUUUUAUGGGUCUAGCACUGAUCAAGCCUCUGGGGCUGGAAUUAUUAUUGUUUCUCCAGAUGGCAUAAAAACCCAAUGGUGUUUUCAGUUGGAUUUUGAAUGCACCAAUAACCAAACAGAAUAUGAAGCUUUGGUAAUUGGCCUUGAGUUGUUGGUAGAAUUGAAGGUGCCAUCGGUUGAAAUUGUGGGUGAUUCUCAAUUAGUUCUCAAGCAAUUGAGUGGCGAAUACAAGUGUACAAGCGUGGUUUUGUCUCCAUAUUUUGCCAUUGCCAUCCAACUAUUGGAGGAAUUUGAUGAUGUCUCCCUGAAGCAUAUUCCUCGCAACAUGAAUAUUGAAGCAAAUGAACUUGCACAGAUUGCUUCAGGUGUAAAAAUGCCUGAAGGCAUCUUGGAGAAAGUCAUCGUCAUUGAAAAACGUAUGCUGCCUUCAAUUCAUCAAAGAGGAAUAACGGUGGAAGCAUGCUCACUAGAUGUCACACCUACAGACUGGAGGCAUCCAAUAAUAGAACAUUUCAGGAAUCCCAGUUCUAAAACAUCAAGGAGAACAAGGAUGCAAGCUUUAAACUAUGUGCUACUCAGGGAUGUUCUGUAUCGUAGGGGGCAGGAUGAAUUAUUGUUGCGCUGCCUCGGUCUUGAUGAAAGUUGCCAUGUGAUGUCAGAUGUUCAUAAUGGUAUUUGCGGUGCUCAUCAGGCAGGGAUUAAGAUGAGAUGGAUAAUUCGAAGGCAUGCUUCUGAGUUACAUCCUAUUGUCAAGCCAUGGCCUUUUCGUGGCUGGGCAAUUGAUUUGAUUGGGAAAAUUUAUCCACCUUCUUCUAAAGGUCAUUCUUUCAUAAUAGUUGCUACAGACUACUUUACUAAGUGGGUGGAGGUAAGGCCUAUGAAGAAGGUUGAUCAAGGAGAUGUCAUCAAGUUCAUAAAAGAGGAUCUGAUCCACAGGUUUGGUCUUCCAGAAACUAUUACUUCUGAUCAAGGUACUGUUUUUGUUGGAUCUCAAGUAGAGGCCUUUGCAAAAGACAUGGGAUUUCAUUUGCUUAAUUCAACUCCGCAUUAUGCACAAGCAAAUGGUCAAGCAGAGGCAUCUAAUAAGAUUAACAUCAACAUCCUGGAGAAAAUGGUUGAUGAUAAUCCCAGGAGAUGGCAUGAGCUUCUUUCAGAUACUCUCUCGGCAUACAGAACCUCACAACGGAGUUCAACUAAGGUGACCCCAUUUUCGCUUACUUAUGGUCAUGAUGCUGUUUUGCCUAUGAAAUUAACGGCAAGGUCUUUGCGGAUUGCAAUUCAAAAUGGCUUGAAUUCUGGGGAAUACAAUGAGGCCAUGAUCAUGGAGUUGGAAAACCUUGAGGAAGCAAGACUGACAGGAUUGGAUGUGAUGAAGGCCCAGAAGCUUAAAGUGGCACGAGCUUACAAUAAAAGGGUCAAGCAAAAGAAUUUAGCCAAAGGAAGCUUGGUUUGGAAGGCUGUGCUGCCACUUGGCAAGAAGGAUCCUAGAUAUGGUAAGUGGUCCCCUAAUUGGGAAGGACCAUUCCAAAUUCAUAAAGUUCUUAAAGGGGGUGCUUUUUGGUUAAAAUCUUUGAAUGGGGAGUUGCAUCCGCGCAAGAUCAAUGGCAUCUACUUGAAACCAUAUCAUCCGACUGUGUGGGAGGCAAGGGAUAAUUCUGCUUCCACGUCUGCAUGAUCCAGGUUUGCAGACAUUCGUAUAUUAUUUGAUUCAAGUUGUUUUUCUUUCAAUAAGGACACGUAGAGUUUUGGCUUGAACCAUGGAAGCAUACAUAAGACUUGGUGCUGCCAAGGAAGCAUGGCAUGUUCUUACAUUUGUGUUUUAGAGCGAUUUUGUUUGCAAAGCCGUGGGCAGCAUGAAUAAAGCAAGCGAAUAAAUUCAUGUUUAUCAU